Molecule: messenger RNA, 710 nt
Organism: Didymodactylos carnosus
Lineage: Eukaryota; Metazoa; Rotifera; Eurotatoria; Philodinida; Philodinidae
Source: the annotation of a GenBank genome assembly
GUAAUAUUUUUAAUUUUAAAUCCAAAUUGCUUGGUACACGUAACCGAUAACGUUUUGCUUCUGAAUCAAAGUAAUAUAAUUCAAAACUCGGGAUUUCUUCUACAGUUCUAUUUAAUCUUUCGCUUUGUCCAUCUGUUUGCAGAUGAAAUGCUGUUGAUAAUGAAAUUUUUGUUCCUAUACAAGUAAACAGAAUCUGCCAGAAUAAACUUGUGAAUUUAGGAUUACGAUCACUUAUAAUAAUUCUAGGUUAACCAUGAUGACGAAAUAUUGUUUCGAAGAAACUUGUCCCUGUGUCAACUGCAGUUGCGUAAAAUUUAGUUGAUUUAAAAUAAGCUCGUUUUGUGACCCGAUCAAUAAAAACAAUAGGGUGAAUCCAUGAGGAUCCAUCCACUUUUUGGAAAGGUUUUUAUUUUCGAUUUUUUUUCGCGUCAAAGUAUCAGUAUGCUCUAGAAAACACCUUUGAUGGAAAACAAAAUAAGUCCUUUCUAUUAAAAAUCCCGAGUUUUGAAUUAUAUUACUUUGAUUCAGAAGCAAAACGUUAUCGGUUACGUGUACCAAGCAAUUUGGAUUUAAAAUUAAAAAUAUUACAUGAUUCACAUGAUGCACCCACCUGUAGCGGGACAUUUUGGUUAUUACAAGACAUCUAUGUUCAUCAGACAAUCUUAUUAUUGGUCUCCUAUGCCAAGGGAUAUAAAAAAGUACGUUUUUAG